UUCUGUUUCAAGCAACACUGGUAAUCCACAGGAAAGGGAAACUGAUGAAGUGGUUCUGAGGAGGAGACAAAAACAGAUCAAUUUUGGAAAGAAUACCCUUGCAUAUGACAGAUACAUUAAAGAAGUCCCAAAGAACCAGCGAAUUCCGGGAGUUCACCCUAGAACUCCCAACAAGUUUAGGAAGUACAGCCGUAGGUCCUGGGACCGGCAGAUCAAGCUGUGGAAGAUAGCCCUGCAUGCCUGGGAUCCUCCUGCUGAAGAAACCUGGGAUCUGCAGCCCGUGUAUGUUACAUGGGUGAAUUAAGUCAGAGCUUAAGAGAUUUAAGGAGGGCUCUGUAGUUCAUUUAGAGCAUUUCUGACUGGGAGAAAAAAGAUCCGACUCAAAAAUGGGAGUCUUCUUGACUUCAUUGUUUUCCACUGGAAUUCUCAGUCUCCAAGACAUUCCAGUUAUUUAGUCCAAGUUAAUGUGCAGUCAGGUGUUAUGGG
Parus major (Great Tit) is the source of this 486-nucleotide messenger RNA. Its product is annotated as histone RNA hairpin-binding protein-like. The record is from RefSeq and is a predicted model, not a curated record. Gene Ontology annotation, molecular function: mRNA binding; histone pre-mRNA stem-loop binding. Gene Ontology annotation, cellular component: histone pre-mRNA 3'end processing complex; cytoplasm. Gene Ontology annotation, biological process: mRNA transport; mRNA 3'-end processing by stem-loop binding and cleavage. NCBI's taxonomy places the organism in Eukaryota, Metazoa, Chordata, Aves, Passeriformes, Paridae. The annotation marks the transcript as partial. The transcript has 2 exons.